Molecule: messenger RNA, 1866 nt
Organism: Amblyraja radiata (thorny skate)
Lineage: Eukaryota; Metazoa; Chordata; Chondrichthyes; Rajiformes; Rajidae
Product: paraneoplastic antigen Ma1 homolog
Exons: 1
Coding region: 1-1866 (621 amino acids)
Molecular function (GO): zinc ion binding; nucleic acid binding
Source: RefSeq, a predicted model, not a curated record
AUGGCUACUCAAGCAGACUCUCAGUUAGCAGCUAAGCUUCAUAGCUGGUGUCGUGAAGCAUGCUUAGACCCAAACCAUGCUUUUGUCCUGUUUGACGUGCCGACUAAUACUGACCAAGCAGACAUUGAAGAGACUGUUCAGACAGUAAAGGCACUUGGGAGAGUAAAGGUACGGGACGUCCAAAGUGACAUUCAGACUGGCAGCAACCUGGUACUCUGUGAAUGCCGUGAAGUUGUACAGUCAGAUCACAUUCCCCCCCAACUGCAGCCAGUGAAGGGAGGCUCAGAAUGGAAAAUUUUCCUCUUCAAUGAACCUGUGAGCCCAGCUGAAGAUUUUUUAGCUAAGCUAAACAAACUAAUGACUGAUGAAGGAAAAUCAGUAAAUGAUGUUCAAGCCAUGCUGACUACAGAGACUCCACAAGGAAGCUCCCCAGAGCCCAUCAUCCGAGCAGUGGGAGACCUGUUGGGAAAAACGAUGAGACCUACCAGUGAGAACAAUGCGUUUCGACGUCUGCGGAUGUUCUCUGGAAACCUUCCCACGCCGCCAGGAGAGGAGAGCCUUGACCAUUGGCUCGAACAAGCUUAUCUAAUGAUUGAAGAAUGUGACUGCUCUGAACGUGAGAAACGAAAGAGAAUAGUCGAGAGCUUAAAGGGGCCGGCCCUGGAAAUAAUUCAGGCUGUACGACUAAACGACCCCGAUGCUAGCCCUGACUGCUAUGUAAAGGCCUUGGAAAGUGCCUUUGGCACGCCCGUGUCAGGAGAAGACUUAUAUUUUGCCUUCAGGAGCCUUCACCAACAGUCUGGUGAAAAGCUCUCUGACUUUUUAAGGAGGCUGGAACGCUCGUUGACCAAAGUAGUGCAGAAAGGAGGCCUUCUCAGCCACAGAGCCGAUCAUGCUCGAAUUCACCAACUCAUUAGAGGUGCUACUGACUCUGAUAUGAUGCUGUUACAGUUGAGAUUGAGAGAAAGAAAAGAGAAACCUCCUACCUUCUUAAAGCUCCUAAAUGAGAUUCGUGAAGAGGAGGAAUAUGAGACAGCUCGACGAAAAUUAACUACAACAGUAAGACAAGUACAAGUCAGAGACCAAGCCAAUACCAAAGCUACAGAAGACCAAAAGUUGAAGGCAGAGAUUCAAGAGCUUCGUGCAGAGCUUGGUGAGCUAAGGGAAAAGCAGCAAGACGAAGUUCAAAUGUUGAGGCAACAGGUGCUGCAGCUACAACAUCAGCUAACUGUGAUGUCUGUAUCUCACAGUCCUGUGACUGCAGACCCUAAAAAGAGGGAUGGGAAGGCCAGACCCAGCCCAGCAGCUAAACCACAUAAUGCCAAAGACUCAGAGAGCUUCUUCUGUGACAGAUGCGGAGAAAAUGGUCAUAUUGCCACACACUGCACAGCCCCAGAGAACAGCCCAAAAGUAAUCCAAAAAUUACUCGGUGCUCUGCGCAAAAGUAAGGAAGAUAAAGCGUCACACAAAAGGUUUGCUGAGUCGAAGCAGGUUGGUCCAGUCUACACACAGCAGCCUCGUAACCUGCCACAAGGACUGCUUGGCCCAUCCAUGAUGGCUGAUGUGAAAAUUGAUGGUCAACCCUGUAGAGCCAUUUUAGACAGCGGCUCCAGAGUCACUAUCAUCUUUGAGAGUUGGCACACCAGACUCCUUCCCAAUGUGCCCAUUCACCCACUCAAAGACCUUGCCAUAUGGGGACUGAGUGACACUAGCUAUCCAUAUACAGGCUAUGUGGCAGUUGAGCUGGGACUGCCUCCUAAUUCCAAGGGAGUUGAAGAAAUAGUUCCCGUGGUAGCUCUAAUAUGCCCUGAUUCGCCAAGUCCUGACCCAGUUCCUGUUGUCAUUGGCACUAAUACAACAAAAUAG